AUGGGUGUGCCUUUGGAAAGAUUCUUUACGUUGUUCGCUGUUGCAGGAUCUUUACUUGGUUCAGUAUUGUGUUUUGUUGAGGGCUGCCUUCUUGUUAUGGAGUCAUACGCGCAUUAUUUCCAUAUAUUAUCUCAAAGGUUGGACCAAAGUACACAUCUGGUGCAUCUACUCAUCGAAGCCAUAGACGCGUUUAUGAUGGGAACUGCAUUGCUGAUAUUUGGGGUGGGUAUGUACGUGAUGUUUGUGGGACCAAGCAGUACUAUCAGAGAAACAGAAUCAAACUUGCUUGGUCUUUUUUAUAUGAAGACACCCCCAGGGUGGUUAGGGAUGGAAUCAAUUGGGCAGGCAAAAUCGAAGAUUGGGCAUGCAGUGAUGAUGAUACUUCAAGUGGGAGUGUUAGACAAGUUCAAGGACAUUCCCUUAGUCACAGGACUUGAUCUUGCUUGCUUUGCUGCUUCAGUUCUCACAUCCUCAGCAUGCAUUUUUGUCCUCUCUAGACUUCACCAUCAAUGCUAA
Molecule: messenger RNA, 516 nt
Organism: Sphenostylis stenocarpa
Lineage: Eukaryota; Viridiplantae; Streptophyta; Magnoliopsida; Fabales; Fabaceae
Source: the annotation of a GenBank genome assembly